Messenger RNA from Daldinia childiae, 2130 nucleotides. RefSeq names its product Saccharolysin. Gene Ontology annotation, cellular component: mitochondrial intermembrane space. Bases 1 to 2130 code for a protein of 709 amino acids. Lineage: Eukaryota; Fungi; Ascomycota; Sordariomycetes; Xylariales; Hypoxylaceae. The transcript is spliced from 3 exons. Gene Ontology annotation, molecular function: metalloendopeptidase activity. Gene Ontology annotation, biological process: proteolysis; peptide metabolic process. The record is from RefSeq and is a predicted model, not a curated record.
AUGGCUCCGGACAAGUACAAGAAUCCUCCCCAGGCACCACCGACUUUCACAGGUACCAAAGAGUCUAUUGUCAAAGAUGCCCAGACCAUUUGCGAUACUACGAGGUCUUUGUUAGACAAGCUUGUUGCCGAUGUGUCUGCCCCAACCGCAACUUUCGCCUCGGUCCUAGCACCCAUGGCAGAAGAUGAGAAUGAGUCACAGUUGAACACUCGUAUCCUCGGCUUUUACCAGUAUGUUUCGAGCGACACCGACCUACGCAAUGCUUCCACCGAAGCGGAGAAGAUCAUGGAUGAAUUCUCUAUUGAGUGCAACAUGCGCGAGGAUAUUUUCAAACUCGUCGAUGCUGCCUACCAGGCUCAGAAGAGUAAAGAACCCGAUCUCGAUGCUGAAAGCUUGCGACUACUUGAAAAAGAACGUAAGGGUUAUAUCAGGAAUGGUUUAGGACUACCCCAAGGUCCUCAGCGAGAUCGCUUUAAAGAGAUUAAGAAACGUUUAAGCCAGAUAGGUAUCGAGUUUCAGAAGAAUCUGAACGAAGAGAACGGCGGCCUAUGGUUCACCGAGGAAGAACUAGACGGUGUUCCAUCUGACGUGAUCGACGGUUUAGAAAAGGGAACAGAGGAGAAUGAAGGAAAACUCAAGCUCAGCUUUAAGUAUCCUGACCUUUUCCCUACCUUAAAGUUCGCUAAAAACCCGGAAACAAGGAAGAAGCUCUUCAUUGCAAACGAGAAUAAGAGCAACCAAAACGUCGCCCUCUUCAAAGAGGCUGUUCUGUUACGCGAUGAAGGUGCCCGACUCUUGGGCUACCCCAACCAUGCCGCUUUCCGCAUAGAAGAUAAGAUGGCUAAGGAGCCAGCUACGGUCAACGUCUUCUUAUCAGAUCUUCGAAAACGCCUCGCUCCGGGCGGUGAGAAGGAAACGAAUCAUUUGCUCGAGCUGAAGAAAAAAGACGAGGAGUCGAGAGGUCUUAAGCCAGACGGAAACUAUUACCUCUGGGACCAUCGCUUCUACGACCGCAUGAUGGUAGAGCAGGAGUACAAUAUUGACGAGGUCAAGAUUGCGGAAUAUUUCCCGCUGCAAAACACAGUUCGAGCUAUGCUACACAUCUUUGAAGAGUUAUUUGGCCUAGUUUUUGUUGAACUGGACCCUAGCGAGCGUAAGAGGCUAUCUCCGACCAGUAAAGCCGAAGACAUUGCCUGGCAUGAGGAUGUCAUCCUUUUCUCCGUCUGGGACGACAGCUCCGAGGGUGAUGGCUUUGUUGGCUAUCUCUAUCUCGAUUUACACCCACGGCCAGGAAAGUAUGGCCACGCUGCCAACUUCAAUUUGCAACCCGGUUUCCUGAAGAAGGACGGAACGCGUAGGUAUCCUGCUACUGCCCUCGUAUGUAACUUCUCUAAGCCGACGGAGAAGAAGCCCUCUCUCCUGAAGCACGAUGAAGUGGUGACCCUUUUCCACGAGCUUGGACAUGGUAUUCAUGAUUUAUCUGGCCGAACUAUAUACAGUAGAUUCCAUGGCACGGCGACAGUUAGAGACUUCGUUGAAGCUCCGAGUCAGAUGCUUGAGAAUUGGUGCUGGACGCCUAGUCAGCUCAAGGCCCUCUCCAACCACUAUAAAACCGGCGAGAAGAUCCCCGAUGAAUUGAUCGAGAAGCAGAUCUCAACCAAACACGUCAAUGACGCCCUAUUCAACCUCAGGCAAUUGCAUUUUGGUAUCUUCGACAUGACAGUGCACUCCCCUACUACCCACGAAGAACUAGAAAAGAUUGAUCUCAGUGCCUUAUACAACGAUUUACGGACCCAGAUUGCAGGCCUCAAGGGCCCCGAAGCUCUUGGAGAGCCAAGCACCUGGGGUAAUGGACAAGCGACCUUCGGUCAUCUCAUAGGGGGUUACGACGCUGGUUACUAUGGCUACCUAUCCUCGGAGGUCUACAGCACCGACAUGUUCCAUUCUGUCUUCAAAAAAGAUCCGAUGAAUGGAAAAGAGGGCCGUAGAUACCGCCACACUGUGCUAGAGCGAGGAGGUAGCCAGGACGAAAUGACGACCCUUGAACAAUUCCUGGGUAGAAAGCCCAGUAGUGACGCUUUUUAUGCAGAGUUGGGCCUUACCGCCAUUGCACUUACUUCUACAGCGUAA